UCAGGUCAGUGCAGCACAGGAUUUAGUCACCGACGCGUGUGCCUACAGUACAGCUCUGCGCGGAUAAAAAUACGCGGCUAUGAAAAUACCCAAACAUAAAAAUAUCAGUGCUUUAUUUUCAUGUGAUUAUAAGAAAGUGCUACUUUGACUUCUAGUGUUUGAAUAGGAAUUACGAAUUACUAUAAUCGAAGAUAUCCCUACCAAUGUCACUAAGCGAUAAGCGACUCACCUAAAAUUUUAGUUUUUUUUUCUAAAAUGGAGAAUCAAAUUACAAAAGUAUGCUACCUCCUCUUGACGGUCGUCACCGUGACUUUGGGAACGAGUAACAGUUCCAGCUACUGUUGCUCCGGGGAUGAAGAAAUCUGGGUGGACGACAAUGGCUUCAACCAAUGCUUAGACACCAAGACGAAUGCGACAACGAAGAUAACCCUCGCGUGCUUUGACAACAUGACUGCGAUAUUGACGAACAAUUCCAACUUCCCGGUGAACUUGGGGAGGGUGGAAGACUGAUCAUCAUGGAAGAUGAACUGGCUGAGUUGACUAGUGUUGAAAAAGGCGAUUUCUGCCUUGGACAGCAGACAGACAACGGGACGCUUGUGCCGUCGGUAGUUCUAAUCUGCUUGGACGCGGAAGAAGAAGAGGUCGUGAGCGAAGAUUUGCUGGGAUACUUCUUGGCAGUGUCCAGUGUCUUCCUUGUGUUGACUGCUUUAGUCUACUUGGCCCUUCCAGAACUUAGGGACCUGCAAGGAAAAAGCAUAAUAAGCUUAUGCAUUAGUCUGGCCAUUGCCAACAUACUUAUGUGCAUACUGAAGGUGAUGACCUACGAGAAUAUGACGUGGUGUGCAAUCAGAGGAUUUUUUGCAUAUUACUUCAUAAUAUCAAGUUUCUUCUGGAUGAACGCGAUAGCUAUACAAAUUUUACUUAGCAUCAAGCGUUUAACAAUGUACAGUUACGACUGGAAGGAGUACUUAUGGUACGUCCUGUACGGCUGGGGUGUUCCCGCCCUCUUCACAAUUAUAUUGAUCAUCGUGAACUACACUCCGGGUCCACACGCGAAACCGGGGAUAGGACACACUCACUGCUGGUUCCAUGAUCUGCGUCGUAUAUGGAUCUACAUGUACAGUGUGAUGACGAUCCUGAUAGCGGCGAAUGUGGGCAUAUUCGUGUAUGCCUCCAUCUUCUUGUGGAAGCACACGUUCUCCUCAACACACUUAAAGGCCUUGCGAUAUAAGUUCACAAUGAUGUUGCGGUUGUUUGUGAUUAUGGGCCUACCGUGGAUAUUCGAGAUGGUAACGUCACUAACACCGGUUCACAUUAUUGGGGUGAUUCUGGACAUAAUCAACUGUCUCCAAGGCCUCAUAAUCUUCGUGAUCCUGGUGGUGUUUAGGCGGAGAGUGAUCAAGGCACUGCACAAGAGAAGAGCACUGUGUUGUCUGAACGACUGGGCUGAGCAAUACUUGGCGUUGAAGGACGACCAGGAAAACGAAAUAAUAGCGCAUACGAUAGUCAUGCCCAUGGAGGAUAAAUAACACAAUAUUUUAUUGACACAGAUUAAAAAUGGCAUACAAACGGAUAUGGGUACAAUGUUCGUAGGUACCACGGGAGUACAGUCAACCAAUGCAACCAAUGAAUCCUAGUCCUGUAGAACCUUUUCAUAGUAAACGUCAAUGUCACUUCUAUAGCAAAUAAUAGCAAGGUGUCAAUAAGACAUGUUUCUAGACUGGCCUAGGAUACAAAUUGGUUGACCGUAUCUAUCAAACUCGACAUUAGUCACGAGAGGAUCCCGGAUUGUGUUUCUUACCUAUUAAUAAAACACAUGAUGUUUUAUGAUAACGUAAAGGUUUUACAAAAACGGAAAGUCGACUUCUGAGCUCCAACAACCCAUUAUUUAUUGAUAACCACAUGUCAAUAUGUGAUUCCGCUCACUUUUACACAUUUCACUCCAUCCAGUCAUAAGCUGUUAUGAGCCAGUAAUUGAGCCAAAUCUUAAAUUAUUUACUACUAUUUUCUAUGUAGGUAUUCAUUGUAUGGUUAUAAUGAGACCUUAAUUGUACAUAUUUGGAUACUCGCCAUGUCCUCAUAUAUGAAGAGGACACGGCGAUUAUUUUUUAUUUUCGAAUAACUCCACAUUGUUUCCGACACGAAUACAGGAUCAACAAAUAUUAUAUUUUUAGAUGAGUUCAUCAGUGAUUAUUCUGAUUAAGUAUGAAAUCGUGCAGCCCGGAUAUACCUACAUAUAAUAUGUAUCUACCUAACCUACACCACUUUUUUUGCAUAAGUACUUAAUUUAGUUCAAUAGACCAUAAGCAUGACCACUAUGUUAAAAGGUAAAUAUUUAUGUCUGCUUGUAAAAGUCCUAAUUACAAUUUUGUUAUUGUUUGCAUGUUAAAAUCUGACAUUGAACUUGCACGAUUGCUUAUAAAAUAUAAGCAAAAUAAUACCUCGUACCUGACUAUUACUAACACAGUUGACUACUGUAUUAUUACUAAAUAAAUAAUAAUUUAAAUUAAAGCACAAAUGAAAUAAAUGCUACUUUUUAUGUUGUUAGGUAAUUUAA
Molecule: messenger RNA, 2557 nt
Organism: Leguminivora glycinivorella
Lineage: Eukaryota; Metazoa; Arthropoda; Insecta; Lepidoptera; Tortricidae
Product: G-protein coupled receptor Mth2-like
Exons: 9
Coding region: 516-1529 (337 amino acids)
Biological process (GO): cell surface receptor signaling pathway; G protein-coupled receptor signaling pathway
Cellular component (GO): membrane
Molecular function (GO): G protein-coupled receptor activity
Source: RefSeq, a predicted model, not a curated record